Molecule: messenger RNA, 1035 nt
Organism: Impatiens glandulifera
Lineage: Eukaryota; Viridiplantae; Streptophyta; Magnoliopsida; Ericales; Balsaminaceae
Exons: 2
Coding region: 120-788 (222 amino acids)
Source: RefSeq, a predicted model, not a curated record
UUCCAUGCAUUUCUCAACAAUUAUAUAAAGAUAUGGACCUAUGCUAGUUGCCGGAGGAGGAAGAGGAGGAGAUAUUAACAACAUCCAGAGCGAGGCUCGCCUGAUUCCUUCCUAAUUCAAUGAUGCCGACGGCGACGGGGAAGAGCAACCGGGGGAGAGGUACAGAGGAGGAGAAGAGCAACCGGGGGAAAGGGAAGUUCUCGCAGAAGCGUGCUUCGUCGUUUCACGGGGCGAGUUCUGCAAACAUGGCCGCCGGCGCCGGAGAUCAGAUGAUUCGGCCCAGGACGGUUCCGGAUCUGCUUUCUGGGAUCAGAGAUCAUCAGAAGAAAGGUGCAGCCUCUAAUGAUCAACUACGACUGUUGCCCAAAUUGACCAAGUUGCUGCUCCACGUCACGAUUCAGGGGAGUCUUGGCCCGGUGCAGGUGCUCAUACCGCCGGAAUCCACGGUUGGAGAUCUAAUUGCUGCCACGGUACGGCAAUAUGUGAAGGAAGGGAGGCGGCCGUUCUUGACUUCUCUUGAUGCCUCCGCAUUUGACCUCCAUUAUUCACAGUUCAGUUUAGAAAGUUUGGAUAGAGAUGAGAAGCUAAUAGCUCUGGGAUCCAGGAACUUCUUUCUUUGCAUGAAGAGAUCCGCCGCCUCCUCCGUCGAAGACGGCGGCAGCAGUGCGGCGGCGGCGGCGGUGGUGAGUUCAUCAAGGUGUUCGGAAGAAGCCGGAAAACCUGCGAAGAACAAUAUUCCUCCAUGGCUCAAGUUCAUGGAUUUUCUUAUUUAUCAUAAGGGGGUUUAAGUUUAAUAAAGAUUAUUUUGUAAAUAACUUAAAAUUUGCCGGUAGAAGAAGAAGAAGAACAAUUUAUUUUUUAUUUUCUUUUAAAGUAUAGAAUAUUAUCAAAUCUCUCCAGAUCUCCAAUUUCAACAUAGGGGAGAUACGGUGGAACUAUAAUUUAUCAAUUUCUAUUUCUAUGAAACUUAUUUUAUGUAUAUUGUGGUGUAACAAAGAGAGUAUAUAGUGUUAUAAGAUAGUUUUUUUCAUCUUA